Molecule: messenger RNA, 315 nt
Organism: Spodoptera exigua (beet armyworm)
Lineage: Eukaryota; Metazoa; Arthropoda; Insecta; Lepidoptera; Noctuidae
Source: the annotation of a GenBank genome assembly
AUGGACGACGUUUUUAAAGAUCUCGAGAAGAAAGGAAAGACUGAUGUGGACAACUUAAUGAAAUGGAUAAAAGAUUCAAAAUUGAUUGACGCUACAAAAGAGCAAGAAGUGAAAUUAAAAGAAAUGUUCAAAGAUGUAUCGUCUAUCCAACGCGUAGAGCUGGAGAAAUUUAAAGAAAUAAUUGAGAAGUUGGCCCUAGAACAGAAGAAAUCAGUAGAACAACUGUCUAAGCAGCUCGCUGCUGAGGCCCCUCGCUUCCUAGAUGCUGCAAAGGCUGGAGUGCAGGCCUUCCGUGAAGCUCUCGAAAAGAAAUAG